CCGAACCCAUCGCCUGAACUCUACUCCUGAGCGACUGUUGACAAAGUGUCAGAGCUUGUCGAGAUAACUGUUCUCUUUCAGAAUCACAUCUUAUCAGAUAAUUAAGAAAAUAUGAUUAUAAUUUAUGGUGUGUCCAAGAUUAUAGUAAUUCUAUGUCUACUUUGUUUUGUCAUCAGUAAACAACACGGCCAUGGCCACAAACCAAGAAAAAUAAUAAUAGAUACAGAUCCCGGAGGAGAUGAUGCUCUAGCAGUAAUAUUAGCUCUAAUGUAUGAAAGUAAAAGUCAUGAUAUCGACAUACUAGCCAUAACUGUUACGUAUGGCAACACAAAUGUGGAAAACGCGGAAAAGAACUUGUUGAAGAUUUUAACAGUUGCUGACAGAAAAGUACCUGUGUACAUUGGUGCUCACAAACCAUUAAUAAACAAGUAUACAACUGAUUAUUAUUUUGGCGAUGAUGGAUUUGGAGAUUUUAAUUUUACUCAAAAAAUAACUGCGAAAGUUGACAGAUCAAAACACGCUUCUGUACUGCUUGUUGACUUAGUGAAACGAUAUCCAGGUGAAAUAAUCGUAAUCACUCUUGGACCUUUAACAACAAUUGCUACAGCAAUUGCAUUAGAACCUAAUUUCUUACAUUUAGUAAAGCAACAUAUUAUGAUGGGAGGAACUCUAAAAAAUGGCGAGCUUGAAUUUAAUUUUAAACAAGACCCAGAAAGCAACUGGAUUGCAUUAAAUAAUACUGUUAAACCUAGUAUUGUUCUCCCAAUAGACACAGUAAACUCUCAUGCUUUUUCACAAGAUGAAUAUACAAGUGUUUAUAAUAAUAUAGACAGUUCUAUCGCAAACUUCUUGCAUCUAGCUGAAAGAAAGGCUUUGGAAAAAGGAAAUAAUAUAUGGCUACCAUCAGAUGGUAUCACUAUGGCAAUCGCAUUACAACCGGAUAUAAUAAUGCGAUCAUUUGAAACUCAUUUAACUUCAGUACUUGUUGGUGAUGCAAAAGGUUCAGUUGUGGCAAAUCCCAAUAAUCCAGUACAUAAUGUGAAAAUUGUAGAAUAUUUUAACAAAAAUGCAUUCAAACGUUUCUUAUUAAAAUAUCUUUAAAAAUUUUAAUUUAAAUUAUUUUUCAUUUCACUACUUCGAAUUAGUUUUUAACUUUGUAUUAUAUGACAUGUAUCACCUAUGACAAGCAUCAUGUAUAAAGAAAUACUUACGU
Molecule: messenger RNA, 1213 nt
Organism: Pogonomyrmex barbatus (red harvester ant)
Lineage: Eukaryota; Metazoa; Arthropoda; Insecta; Hymenoptera; Formicidae
Molecular function (GO): hydrolase activity, hydrolyzing N-glycosyl compounds
Source: RefSeq, a predicted model, not a curated record